Messenger RNA from Psammomys obesus (fat sand rat), 762 nucleotides. It is a transcript of the gene Mien1, whose product is annotated as migration and invasion enhancer 1. Lineage: Eukaryota; Metazoa; Chordata; Mammalia; Rodentia; Muridae. Gene Ontology annotation, biological process: positive regulation of filopodium assembly; negative regulation of apoptotic process. The coding region runs from base 56 to 403 and encodes 115 amino acids. The transcript has 4 exons. The record is from RefSeq and is a predicted model, not a curated record.
GUGACCUUGGCGUGGCGUCACACCCGGAAGCAGCCCUGCAGCGGAGCGGGCAGCAAUGAGUGGGGAGCCGGGCCAGGUGUCCGUAGUGCCCCCUCCCGGGGAGGUGGAAGCGGGCAGUGGAGUCCGCAUCGUGGUGGAGUACUGUGAACCCUGCGGCUUUGAGUCGACCUACCUGGAGCUGGCCAGCGCCGUGAAGGAGGAGUAUCCCGGCAUCGAGAUUGAGUCGCGGCACGGGGGGACAGGGGCCUUCGAGAUUGAGAUCAAUGGACAGCUGGUGUUCUCCAAGCUGGAGAAUGGGGGGUUUCCUUAUGAGAAAGACCUCAUCGAAGCCAUCCGAAGAGCCAGCAAUGGAGAACCCUUAGAAAAGAUCACCAACAGCCGGCCUCCCUGUGUCAUCCUGUGACUACACAGCACUCUUGGGAGAUUGGUUCUGGAGUUCAGACCUUUGUUUCCUUGUGGUUCCGCUAGGAACUCCCUCUGCCUUUUGCCCCUCACCUUAGCUCUAGGUAGCUAGGACCCCGACCUCCACGCUGCCUCUUUGGACACAAGGAGGGAUUAGACAUUUCUGUGGUCUUGAAGGCAGAAAAGAGAUGUUCUCCGUGGACAUUUCCGCAGCCACCUCACACCCCUUUCCCAGGAUCCAUGCCCUAUGCAGUUCGGUCCUCUCCCCAGCUUGGCAAUACCUGCCAAAUACAGCCACAAUCGCUGUAACUUAUUUUCCUGGGAGCAUCAGCUCUUGGCAAUAAAGGUUAACUACAAACA